Cooperia oncophora is the source of this 654-nucleotide messenger RNA. The record is from the annotation of a GenBank genome assembly. Lineage: Eukaryota; Metazoa; Nematoda; Chromadorea; Rhabditida; Trichostrongylidae.
CUGAAAAUUACAGUAGGCGCAAACAGUGGAGAAGGAUGUGACGCCGCCGUUAACGAGGUUCUCGAAGACUUUGUCGCUAGCGUUUGGGAUGAUCAGACUUUUGUUUCCCUUCUUAUAACCGAUAGCGACUGCGCCACUCGAACAAUUGCAAACAUCAGUGCAACAUCCACUGCCGUGAACAAGGUACAACUAAUCUCCUCACAAAACCUGAAUGAAGUUUACGAGCAGUUAACGUAUCCCCUCGUCGAGCAUGGCUACGUGAAUUCGACUUUUGAUGCCCAAAUCGUGCUCAAUACUCCGUACUAUCUCAGCAACUACUCCACAUCGUGCAGAUCUGAAAUGCCGCAUGUACCCUUGGUCGACAGUCGCCCUUAUCAUCGUCCCAAAUAUCUCUAUAUCGCUAUGGACGACAUGGUGUGGAUCACCGUCUGCGCGACUAUCAGCGUCAGUGUGUUUGGCGUCAUCAUUUACCAGCACGUAAAACGCCAGCACAAAGAAGCAAAUGGAAAUUCUAACCGAAAUGAUGCUGCAGCCGAGGAACUUCAAGUGAGUCGGUAUUUCCCUAAAGAUUGUUGGCGCUUACUUUCUCAAAUGAAGAGGAUAGCAGCCGUUAUAAGAAAUGGUUCGGGCGCCAGGUCAAGACCAUCUCCCUAA